Messenger RNA from Mercenaria mercenaria, 645 nucleotides. RefSeq lists its product as uncharacterized. The transcript has a single exon. The coding region runs from base 1 to 645 and encodes 214 amino acids. NCBI's taxonomy places the organism in Eukaryota, Metazoa, Mollusca, Bivalvia, Venerida, Veneridae. The record is from RefSeq and is a predicted model, not a curated record.
AUGGAUUCACAUAUUUGCGAUGAGCUCCAGGCACGUCAAAACCAGAUCAAUAAAGAGAUUAAAACCGAGCGAGACCGAGUGACCCAGUGUUCGAAGGAUUACGGUGAACUUAAAACAGCGAAGGAGGCCCUCAAGAGGGCAAACGAUUCAAUGGCAGAGCAGCUGCUUGACCUGCAAUCUCGUUCAAUGCGCGAAAAUCUGUUAUUCUAUGGCUUUGACGAGUGCGCAAAUUCUGCAGACAGAAAAUCUGAGGACUGUGCCGAAAAAAUCAUGACUUUUUGUGUUGAUACACUGAAUAUUAUGGAUGCGCGCAGUCAGAUUAAAAUUGAACGCGCCCACAGGGUUGGGCAAUAUAGAAGUGACAGAAAGCGUCCUAUUGUCGCGAAAUUCCACUCUUAUUCUGAUAAAGUUUCUGUUAAGCAACGCGCCAUGGAGAAAUCGCGUGGCAGCAACGAUGAAUCACUUGUACGUGUUAGCGACCAGUUUCCAAAGGAAAUUCAGGCCAGGAGGAAACAACUGAUUCCAGCCCUAGCAAAAGCCAAAGAGGCUGGAAAACCGGCUUAUUUAUCCUAUGACAAGCUUUUCAUUGAUAACCGCAGAUACACUGUUGAAACCGUGUCACAAUCUGGUUUUUCUGAUGCAUAG